UAUUAUUGAUGUUCCAAUUCCAUGCGAAGAUAACGAGAAUCGACAUAUUCGAUUCGAACCCGAUCCGUGGCAUUUUGUGGGACGAUCUCCAAAACUGGGAAGCAAAACUUGGUGAGCGCGAAACCGUCCACGUCGGUGAGCGACGGAGGAAAUAAAUCGUUCGAUCACUGCUUGAGUGGUAAAAUUCGAGGAGUAAGGAAAGCUCUUCAGGGAAAUUCCGGCACGGUUUAAUUUGAGCCGAUCGGGGAAAUUCCUGGACAUAGCGGAUUACGGAAAGCUCUGGCUUUGGGAAAUGGCGGAGUCGCCCGCAGCUCCCGUCCAGAAAGUCGUUGUUCAUCUGAAAGCGACCGGCGAUGCACCCAUUCUCAAACAAGCCAAAUUCAAGAUAACUGGAACAGAAAAGUUUGCAAAGGUAAUUGAUUUCCUGCGGAAGCAGCUGCACAGGGAGAGCUUGGCGCUUGGUGGGACUUGGACGAAUGGGCUGGAGCUACUUGAGAUCGACUGCGUGAUACAAAGAGGAGAAGAUUCUACAUACCUAUCGUUUUACUAAUUCUGGACUUGAUUACCUCUGUCAUCUUCAACAGACUUCUCAAGUAAACCACCACAUUGUCGUCUUCAACAAACGCACACUAUAAAAUCAUCGCCAAUGGAAGCAGCAAGGGCAUCAUUUCUACAUGGACCCUUUUCAUGCAUGCGGACACUAUAGAUAUGCGCCUCUUGGCUUCAUCGGUGUUACGGGAGAUGACAUCACCCUCCCUCUCACGUAGUUAAUCGUGAGCAUGUUCAGGAUCAACAUCGCCAAUGGCCCUUACCAUGAUCCUUCAAUCUUCAUCAGCAAAGCUGAACAGUACUUUGUACAGCAUCGUUUGAAAGGAGGGAAAGGGAAGGAUUGAACAAUCCCUCCUUUGUUUGGUUGGCUAAUUAAAAAAGAGGGAAAAGGAAGGAAAAAAGCAAAGCGUGUUUGAUUACAGGAGAAUGAAAGGAAAUGAAGGAAUUGUAUAGUGUAAAUCUUUUUCCUUCCAAAUCGGUCGGAUUGGAAAGAAAAGAAAAGAAGUAAAAAAGUUUUUUAUUCUCACACUAUCCUUCUUUUCCUUUUCCUCCUUUCUAAAUCCACGUGCUAUUUAGUCUUUUCUUUUCUUUCUUUUUUUCCAAACAAGCUUUUUAAUUCCUUUUCUUUCCAUUCUUUUCUCUUCCCUUUCUCUUUCCUUCCCUUUCUUUUCCCUCCCUUUUCCUCCAACCAAACAAAGGGUUAGGGCGCUAAACCUUGCGAGUCCCUUUUCCCUUGCUCGUUCGUCCAUGCUUUUUUCUUUUUCUUGAAACAAAUACAAAAAAACCACCUAAGUUUUGACCAAAUAAUAAAUAACCGCUCAACUUUUAAAUGUCAACAAAUAAGCGCUUAAUUUUUCUUAACAAAUUCACAAUGAGCCACUUCUUAGAUGAAAACCAUUCUCUUUUUCCUGCUGACAAUAUUACCACUUUUUUUUUUCCAUUGGAUGGUCAUGGUGACAGCUGAGGAAGCACAGCUGCCGUCACAGAGCAUGGUCUCGGUGCUACCAUAAUGCAAUUGCCGCUUGCUUGAUGUAGGCGCAGUACCACCUCUGGCAACAAAAGCGUGAGGAAGCCGCCUCCAUUGCAUGCUACCAACAGUACAGAACCAGCGAACCACCAAAAACAAGAACAAAGGAGACCCACCACUCACCAUCUGGCCAUCUCAACUAUCAGGCCCUCGAUAACAGUUUGAUAACUCCUGUACCACGACGAGGAAUGGAACCAAUUCGAAGGAGAAGAACGACAAGGGAAUGGGCAAAAUUGGAGGCAAGCAGUAAAGAGACUCAGAAGAACCCGGACAGCCUGUACCUGGUCAAAAUAAUAGAAGCCCGCGGCCAUGGUUGUACGAGUUAGAGGGAUGUGAAGGCAAGAGCCAAUAGUGAUAACAAAGAGAAAGAGAAGUCUGAAUCCGUGGUCUUUCCUCUG
Molecule: messenger RNA, 1974 nt
Organism: Nymphaea colorata (pocket water lily)
Lineage: Eukaryota; Viridiplantae; Streptophyta; Magnoliopsida; Nymphaeales; Nymphaeaceae
Product: ubiquitin-like protein ATG12
Exons: 5
Coding region: 293-550 (85 amino acids)
Biological process (GO): C-terminal protein lipidation; autophagosome assembly; autophagy of mitochondrion
Cellular component (GO): cytoplasm; phagophore assembly site membrane; Atg12-Atg5-Atg16 complex
Source: RefSeq, a predicted model, not a curated record